CCGGCUCGAACAAAGGACGAGAACCCAAAAGUGGCGCAAUCUCGCGGUCUCCAGUUCUGUCAACCCAAUCCUCGGCUUAGUGGUAACAACAACAAUAAUGGGUUCAAUCCGGAUGCCACUCGGCUCGCACCAAUUAAAACAAACCCAGGUUCCGCGUUAGACUGGUCAUCUAAAGCUACCAACUUCUCCUCAUCCGAUCGGAAUUGGCGGCGACGUCCCGUAUCCACAUCUGCUCAAUCACCUGUAGGAUUAUCUCCCAAUGAAGGCUCUUCUACAACUAAAUGGAAACAGUCGGGUACCACAAGUCAACCUGGUUCGGCAGACGGAGAUAAUCCGAUCUUGAGUGUAUCAAGUGGUCCAACACAACUAUUCCAAAGUCCAAAAGCACCCGAGUCUUCCGAUUUUGGUGCUCCAAGUGCUACAUCGAAGUGUGGACCUGAUCAAGAAGUUUCUCGUGAAUCCAAUAAUUUGAACCAGUUGUCAAGCGGGACAACCUCGUUACAGGACGCGGAUUCAGAUGUACAUGCACCACAGCAAACACAGUGUGAUUCAUCUUUGGACCCAUCUUUCGUUUCUCCGGCCUCCAAGAAUUUGAGUGCAAUGCAAACAAAACGGGCUGUAAGCGCCUACUAUGGUAUUCAGUCCGCAUCGCAGAAGUGCUUUGGCGGUGUAUACUUUUUCAAGGUAGUACAAACUGCUUUGGUUCUACGUCGACCGCAGAGACAUCCCAUCUAA
This is a messenger RNA of Echinostoma caproni, 735 nucleotides long. NCBI's taxonomy places the organism in Eukaryota, Metazoa, Platyhelminthes, Trematoda, Plagiorchiida, Echinostomatidae. The record is from the annotation of a GenBank genome assembly.